AUGUCACAUUUUAAUUCAAGCGCCCAGACGCCUCAUCAGCCGUCUCUGGAUCAGCCUUAUCCAUACCAUCAAAAUGGGCCGCAACAGAUCCCGUCGAUCGUGGUCAACCCAAUACCAUCGGAUAAGAGGCUAGCCGAAUUCCAAAGUCCUCCUCAUAUCCGGCCCCAAGCCCUGCCGUCUACUCCGGACCCUAGGCUUCCGGGUCAAAUGAUGUACGCAGUUCCCGGUCAAAGACCUCCACAGCCGUAUCCUGGCAAUUUCUUUGCCCCGAUGCAAUCCCAGCCGUUUUAUUACUCUGGUCAACCUCUGCAAGGGGUUCCUGGCCAGGAUGAUAGAUUUGCACGUGGACCGUUCAUGGCUCGUCUCCCCGGCGGCACCGCAUUACAGCCCUUGAUGCUGCAGCAGCCAGCAGGGCUCAGAGCGCCGGCGUCACCAGCUGAAGUUCUGUCUCCAUUUCCUGUAAAUGAAUUGAGAACAACAUUCAAGCCUAGCAGAGUCAAAAAGAACAAAAAGCCGAAAAUCAACAAACUUAGUCAUGAUGCCCUAGAGAUGCAGUUUGCCAGAAAGAAACAAGAAAGAACCUUAAGCGAGGAUACAUUGGACUCGGUGUUUGCUGAUUUCCAGGAUGCUUUGAAAAUUGAAAGGCCCAGGACGUCACUUUCCACGGCUUAUGAAAAUGCGCUUGAGGAUGAGCUUGAGGUAAAGUUGUUCGACUUGUUUGUGCAUGUUAUCUCGAAAAGUAUUGACUCAUUUAUGCCACAAGAGUGUUUUCAAAAAAUUGCCUCGGAGUUGGCCUUGUAUGAGGACACAAGGAUGAUUCUCAAUUCCAUCUUUUGCCUAAGCUCGUUAAUCCUUCUGAGAAUCAAUCCAGAUGCGAUCGACUCCUCGUACCCACUCAAAUACUAUCAGAAAACUGUGGGGACUAUAAGACACCAUCUCAGUCGUCCAGAUGCAGAGGAUGAGAGCAAUGGUAUCCUUGCUCGUUGUUUGUUGGCCACAAUACUAUUGUGCAUCUACGAGCUCUUUUUCGUGGCCAUUGAUAGCACCUACGUGAAGGGUGCUGCUAGCAUUUUCAUCUCCAUCAUGUCUCGCCGAAACAGGUCUGAAAGUUUGAUCGGAAACUCCCCAUACUACCACACAUGCUUUUGGGGAAUGUUCGUCUGCGACUUGAUCUUGUCUUUAAAGCUCGAGCUUCCAAACAUGUACUCGCUAGAAAAAACCUGGAGAGCCAUGGAUCCUGCUUACUUCGAUUCAUUCAAUGACCCCACUGCUCAUCUGGAUGAGCCGGCUCGGUCCGUGAAGGAUGUCGAGGCUUUCCUCUCAAGCUCCUUGUUGACAGGCCAGAGCACUUGGUGGUGGCAGUACAAAGUGAUUAUAACACUCAGUAGCAUUAAUGAGUUUUCCAAUUCCUACGAUGUUAUAACACAGGAGGACUUUGCCAGUAAUAGGGAGUUUCAUCAGUGGAUGGAACUCAAUCAAAAGUUGGAGGAGAUCGAUCGUAAUCUCCCCGUUUCCUUGAAGCCAAGUGUCUGCCGCCCAGCGUCGAAGUCGAGAGUAUUCCCGCACAUCUUGUUCAAGGACGAGGCUACGGCGAUCGUUGGCUUAAACUAUAAAAUGGCGAAGAUAAGCCACUACGUCAAACUUGCUCACAAGUUAAGACUCGCUGACACCUUUUUGGUUGAUGAUCAAUUGGCGAAAUCUCGUUGGUAUCCUACAGAGCUACCGCAAUUCGAAUAUUUGGCCAGUGACGAUUCAUGCAUUGAGAGCAGCAUCACGUAA
Molecule: messenger RNA, 1779 nt
Organism: Candidozyma pseudohaemuli
Lineage: Eukaryota; Fungi; Ascomycota; Pichiomycetes; Serinales; Metschnikowiaceae
Exons: 2
Coding region: 1-1779 (592 amino acids)
Biological process (GO): positive regulation of transcription by RNA polymerase II
Cellular component (GO): nucleus
Molecular function (GO): transcription cis-regulatory region binding; DNA-binding transcription factor activity
Source: RefSeq, a predicted model, not a curated record